AUGGAAGGAAGUAUUUCAGAACCAGAUGUACUUUCAAAAAGAUCAAAAUUUGUUUAUAGUGUUGGUCUAGUUCUAAAUGAUGUGACUUCAUCAAUGUGGUUUUCGUAUACACUUGUAUUUUAUAAUCGUGUUCUGAAGUUUCCAAAUGCAUUUUCUGGUUAUUUACUUUUAAUUGAACAAAUAUCUAAUGCUUCAUUAACACUAUUUGUUGCUUUGAUAUGUGAUCGUACAAGAACUGGUUUAUUUCAUUAUGGAAAACGUAAAACUUGGCAUCUUAUUGGAGUUAUUUGUGUACUCAUUUCAUUUCCAUUUUUGUUUAAUUAA
Rotaria sp. Silwood1 is the source of this 324-nucleotide messenger RNA. NCBI's taxonomy places the organism in Eukaryota, Metazoa, Rotifera, Eurotatoria, Philodinida, Philodinidae. The record is from the annotation of a GenBank genome assembly.